Messenger RNA from Fusarium fujikuroi IMI 58289, 288 nucleotides. RefSeq lists its product as uncharacterized. The transcript has a single exon. The coding region runs from base 1 to 288 and encodes 95 amino acids. The record is from RefSeq and is a predicted model, not a curated record. Lineage: Eukaryota; Fungi; Ascomycota; Sordariomycetes; Hypocreales; Nectriaceae.
AUGUCCAACUCAAGCCGGGUUCACUGUAGGACUAUUGAGGACGUCCCGCUGCCAUAUCCCGCUUCCAAACUGAUAAUCACCCAACAUCUUGAAGCAUCACGAGAAUCACCUUUCUGGGCGUGGAUCAUUGUUGGGGCAUUCUACGACAGGCAAGAUAACGUCCUCUGGAGCGCUGAGAUCUUUGCUGGCCGACUUGACAUCGAUUCGGACUCUGAAGACGAGUCUAGUGAUACUGAGUCUGUGGCAGAGAGUUACACCGAGGAGGCAGCUUCUCCAGGUAAACACUGA